This is a messenger RNA of Dictyostelium discoideum AX4, 1410 nucleotides long. RefSeq names its product WD-40 repeat-containing protein. NCBI's taxonomy places the organism in Eukaryota, Evosea, Eumycetozoa, Dictyosteliales, Dictyosteliaceae. Gene Ontology annotation, molecular function: guanyl-nucleotide exchange factor activity. Bases 1 to 1410 code for a protein of 469 amino acids. The record is from RefSeq and is a predicted model, not a curated record. The transcript is spliced from 2 exons. Gene Ontology annotation, cellular component: endoplasmic reticulum membrane.
AUGUCUAAAACUAUAAAAAAAAAAGAAAAUAAACAAGAAAAAGAAUCUUCAUCAUCAUCAAAAUUAAAGCAAAGAAAUAUAAAAAAAGAAGAUAAUGAUGAUAAUAAUAAUAAGAAAAUCACAACUACAACUACAACAACUACAACAAAAGCACCAAUUAAAACUACAGAUAAAAUUAAAUUAAAUUAUCCAGUAUUUUGUUGUAGUUCAUCAACAAAUGUAAAGAGUCCAUAUAUUGUAACAGGUGGUGGUGGUGGUAAUUCAAAAACAGGUGUUCCAAAUGCAAUAACAUUAUUAAAAUGGAAUUUAGAAGGAUCAUCCUCAUCAGAGUUUCAAUUAAUCGAUCAAAUGGAUACUGAAGAUUGUAUACCCUACGUUACAUUCAAUGAUAGUAAAAAUCAAAUUGCCUACCCAGUUGGCACAAUUUGCCAUAUUGUAGAUUAUAAAAACGACAAACUCGAAAAAGUUUUACAAUUUGAUAUCAAUAAAAACAUUCCAUCAAAUGCAUACCAUUUGGCAAUUAAAGCAACCUCAUCAUCACCAUCAUUAAAUGACGUAAAAUCAAAUGAAGCCAAUACCAAUAAUGAGAAUGAGUCAACAACAACAACAACACCAUCAUCAGCAUCAGCAUCAUCAACACCAUCACUAUGCUCAACAACAUUAACAUCAUUAUCAACAGAGAUUAAGUUAAUUAAAUUUAAUAAAGAUGGUGAUAGAAUUAUAAUUGUUGAUGAUAAGAAUUUAAUUAAAGUUUGGAGUUUACCAUCAUUGAAUUUCAUAAAGAUUAUAUCACCCCAACAUAGUGGCGAGAUCACUGAUAUCGAUAUUCACCCUGCAUCAAGCCAUAUAUUGACAACGUCACGUGAUUGCUCGGCAAAGAUAAUCAAUUUAUUGAAUGGUAAAAUCGAAUUCACUCUAUUACAUAAACAAAAACCUAAAUUGGUUUUCCGUGGUUGUAAAUUCACUUCGGAUGGGUUGUAUUGUUAUACCGCUCAGUCGAUUCCCAAAGGUAAGAAUUCAAUUGGUUGUACGGUUUUAUCUAAAUGGAAUUUCACAACUGGUAAAGAGGAGUCAUUCAAAGAGGUCGACAUCUACCAUAACACCUGUUUCGCCCUAUCAUCCGAUAAUAAAACCAUAGUAAUCGUAACUGCCGAUGCCAAAAUCACUGCCUACAACUCUGAAACUUUCAAACCACUAGAUAAAUGGGAACCUCAUGAUUUCGUCGUAACCGGUGCUUGUUUCUCUCCUGAUAACUCUACCAUCUUCUCCUCCUCUGCUGAUUAUAAUUGUAAAUCUCAUAGAAUUGGAUUUGGUAGUAAAUCAAAUUCAACAAAAUUAAUUAAGGCGUUAUUCAUUUUGGCAAUAAUUGUUUUAAUUUUAUCAUUAAUUUUUGCUCAAAUCAAUAAAUAA